This is a messenger RNA of Dovyalis caffra, 1128 nucleotides long. The record is from the annotation of a GenBank genome assembly. Lineage: Eukaryota; Viridiplantae; Streptophyta; Magnoliopsida; Malpighiales; Salicaceae.
AUGCCGAGACGAAUCCCUCAACUCCCAUCAGAAAUCAGUUCAGAUAUUCUCUCAAGGCUGCCUGUCAAGUGUCUGGUUCGUUUCAAGUGCGUAUCCAAGGCAUGGCGUUCUCUAAUCUCCCAUCCUGAAUUUGCCAAAAUGCACCUCAAGCGUACCAAGGAAGACACCAAUGGUAACCACUACAAAAUCUUCCUCUCCACCCAUCCUCACCUAUCCGUCGAUCCUGAAGCCUAUUGUGAUCCUGAUGGUAAUCUUUUAACAACCGCCCUCAACCUUCCUGUCAGCUAUCCUGCAUAUUCUUGGAUUGAAAUCCUGGGAUCUUGUAAUGGCUUGGUGUGUGGACUUUUGCACGAUAAUCCGCUGAUCUAUAUAUGGAAUCCAUCCACUAAAGAGUCCAGGGAAUUGGCCAUGCCGGAUUAUUCGGAAGAUGGCUUUUAUGGAUUUGGUUAUGAUUUCAAGCUUGAGGAUUACAAAAUUUUAAGUGGUUCCAUCUCUAGUUCCACCAAUAGUACUGAUGGUUCUAUGAUUGAAACUAAGGUUGAGGUAUUUACCUUAAAAAGCAAUAUGUGGAGAACAGUCAAAGACCUUUGUUGUAGUGUUGUCUUGUGGGGUCCGGGUAGAUUAGCAAAUGGGGUUUUGCAUUGGCUAGUCAGCCAGGAAAAUGGUGGAAGUAAAAAGUGUAAAAUGGUUUCAUUUGAUUUGAUAAAGGAGAAAUUCCUAGAGAUGGUGCCGCUUCGAGGUCUAACUGAUGAUGAAAAUAACGGGGACUUGGAAUUAGAGGUUUUAGGAGACUGGCUUUGUCUAUAUUCUCACUAUGGCCAUUCGAGCUGCGAGGCAUGGAUAAUGAAGGAAUAUAGCAGCGAGGCUUCUUGGACCAGAUUUUUGAGGUUCAAAGGCGAACCAAUUCCAGGAGGUUUGUAUAGUUUUCGACUAUUAUGGGUGAAAAAGAAUGGUAACAUUGUUUUUUAUUUAGAUGGAAGGGAAUUAGUCUUUUACAACCCAGACGAAGACACAGCAAGACCAUUCAUCAUUUACCAUGACAUGGAUUUGUUUGACUCGACUGUAUAUAUUGAAGGUCUUGUUUCCCCUAAUAAUCUUAAUGAUCAUGGCCUCCUACACGAUAUUUGA